This is a messenger RNA of Lactuca saligna, 465 nucleotides long. Lineage: Eukaryota; Viridiplantae; Streptophyta; Magnoliopsida; Asterales; Asteraceae. The record is from the annotation of a GenBank genome assembly.
AUGCACGUACCGGAGAGCAAUGUUGAGCUAAAGGCACGACACGCCUCUUGUCUACGUGCGACGUGCGACCUGUAUCUCUAUAUAAAGCAACCAAAUUUCUUCAUUCUUCCUCAGAAAGACACUCCAAAUCUCUUUGAAAUCUCUGUGACCUUUGAGUUUGAUUUUUUGGGUAGUGAAUGUCGGUUUCUUGCUGCGGAGAGGAAACAGGAGAAGAAGGAAAACCGAAACAGCGUCGGCAGAGCCUCAAGAGGUCGUCGGUGGCCUUGCCGGUCUAAACACGAGUGUGAAGGGGGUGGCGGUUCACAUCUUCAACAGCAGCUUCACAACACCGGUGGUGGAGGCAAAAGGCUGGCAGUGGUGGAGGAAGUAAGAGGGGUGAAGAUGGCGGCUGGAUUCAACUCUCCAAACCUUUCCGCCAUCUGGAACACAAGGCAAGAUCUCAGGCGCAUCUGGACCUCCCCGUGA